This is a messenger RNA of Bemisia tabaci, 679 nucleotides long. The record is from RefSeq and is a predicted model, not a curated record. Lineage: Eukaryota; Metazoa; Arthropoda; Insecta; Hemiptera; Aleyrodidae.
UGUUCUUCCUCCUAGUCUGAAACAUAAUUUAAUGAUAUACAAGCAAACGCAUACUGGCGAGAAACCUUUCAGUUACAGUCAGUGUUCUUCCUCUUUCUGUCAUAGACGAUCUUUGAAGGAACACAUUCGAUCCCAUACUGGCGAGAAGCCUUUCAGUUGCAGUCAUUACUCUUCCUCUUUUAGUCGAAAAACGACUUUAAAGGUACACAUCCGAACGCACACCGGCAAGAAACCUUUCAGUUGCAGUCAGUGUCCUUCCUCUUUUAGUCUAAAACAGACUUUAAAGGCACGUAUCCGAACGCAUACUGGCGAGAAACCUUUUAGUUGCAGUCAGUGUUCCUCCUCUUUUAGUGUGAAACAGAAUCUAAAGGCACAUAUCCGGACGCAUGCCAGCGAGAAACCUUUCAGUUGAAGUCAUUACUUUUCUUCCUUUAGGCACAGACGCUUUUUGAACCUAUGGAUUCUGACUUGUUCAAAUUUCUGAUUUUAUUUGCACAAAAUAAACUGCAGAAUUAAUUCACUUUUAUGUAUGUAUUAUGACAUUAUAAAGCUUAAUUUAACUUUUAAUGUAUGACUUAACACUAAUUUAAAAUUUAAACUAUUAUUAUAAUUUAAACUUUAAGAAUAUACCACAUUUACAAAAUAAGGAGAUUAAGAAAACAAAAUGUUUGCGUAAUAA